CAGUUAAAUAUCACACCCCCCAAAAAAUGUAAAUAUAUGUGGACUGAGCCAUCUAUCACGAUCCAUCCUAAAAGCCACACCCAUGGCCUUCACAGCAAAUUGGGAGUGUGAAACGGGAAUCACGUAAUCACCCGUGCAGGUUAUCACAGGGGAGCAGCUCGUCAGUUUACACAGUGGUAACUCAGUGCACACGGCCAGCCAGACGGGCAGGAGGACUUCCCUGCCUCUUCAUUUACAGUAGCCUAUAGCCAGUUAGCCCGUUUGAGAGUAUAGCCUAUGCGAUUCUAAUUGGGAUAUUUUGGAUAUACUUAAAAUAAAAAAAUACUAAUAUUGUACUUUUAUUUCUCCAAAGGAUGCAGAACUUUUCAAGAAGAUCCCUGGUUCCGGUGCGUCUCCAACCCUUCUGACAGAAGCCCCGGAGAAGAAAUUGGAAGAAAAAAAGAAGACCGUGGGACCGAAUAACAUUUAAUCUUACCUGACAAAUUUUUUUUACCAUGCUCGGAGAGGGAGAGAGCAACACCUUUCCUUCCCCCAAGGACGCCCCCCGCCCGGAGGAGAGGAGAAAGUCCCCGGUGGUGGGUGCAGAUGACCCGGCUAUGGCCGGCAGCGCUAGCCGAUACACCGACGGACUGGGGCCAGACCGCUAUUAUAUCUCACCCCCAUCCAAGCAAACUGGAGACAUGGCGAGUCCAUGCUCGUUAUUCCCUUAUUCUCAGUCCGGUACCGUUUACACGGGUUCCGGUGGAUCGAGAUAUUCGACAUCGCUUCACUUCAGCUCGGUGUUGCCUCCCACGGGAUUCUCCUCGGCGGGGCGCAAUCAGUUCGGCUCGGCCUACCAGUUAGGACAGGGUGGGUGUCUCUACCCUCCAUACAGCACCGGCUCGGUGCCCCUACCCUCGGGCACGGGGGUGAGGGCUCAGGUCUACCUCUGUAACCGGCCUCUCUGGCUCAGGUUCCACCGUCAUCAGACCGAGAUGAUUAUCACCAAACAGGGCAGGCGCAUGUUCCCGUUCCUGGGGUUCAACCUGAUGGGUCUGAAUGUCUCUGCUCAUUACAACGUGUUUGUGGAGGUCACGCUCGCGGACCCCAACCACUGGAGGUUCCAAGGCGGGAAAUGGAUCACCUGCGGAAAGGCGGACAAUAAUAUGCAGGGAAACAAAAUGUACGUCCAUCCUGAAUCUCCCAACACGGGAGCACAUUGGAUGAGACAGGAGAUCUCGUUCGGCAAACUGAAGCUCACCAACAAUAAAGGAGGCAGUAACAACAGCGCACAGAUGAUAGUUCUUCAGUCUCUUCAUAAGUAUCAGCCGCGGCUACACAUUGUAGAGGUGACAGAGGGCUUGGAGGACAUGAGCAGUGACCCAAAGACCCAGACCUUCACCUUCCCUGAGAACCAGUUUAUAGCCGUCACGGCCUAUCAGAACACCGAUAUCACACAACUGAAAAUUGACCACAACCCAUUUGCAAAAGGAUUCAGAGAUAACUAUGAUUCGAUGUACACAGCUCCAGAGGGUGACCGACUGACCCCCUCCCCCACCGGCUCCCACCAGAUCGUCCCAGGUGCUCGCUACGCCAUGCAACCUUUCUUCCAGGACCAGGUCAUCAACAACCUGCCCCAGAACCGCUUCUACAACAGCGAGAGGACAGUACCCCAGACCAACAGUCUCUUCUCCCCUCAGCCAGAGGACAGCGCCUCCCAGAGGUGGUUUAUCUCCAUGCAACAGGGAGGAGCUGGCCCCAACAAACUGGAUCUCAGUUCCUAUGAAGGGGACUACUCUAGCAGCCUGCUCCCUUACGGGAUUAAAUCCCUGCCUCUACAGAACUCCCACGCUCUCACCUACUACCCAGACUCUCCUUUCACUUCCAUGGCAGCAGGAUGGGGCUCUAGAGGAUCUUACCAGAGAAAGGUGACCACGGGCCUGCCGUGGUCCCCGAGACCCAGCCCCACUGGGUUCCCAGAGGACCAGCUGUCUGUGCCUGACAAAGACAAGGCUCAGGGGGAAGAGAUCAAUGGCAGUAGUGUUGGUAACAUAGCUUCAACGUGGACUGAUACUCACUCUUCCACGCCGGGCCUGGAGAAAGCUGACUCUGGGGCCCUGGUGUGUAAAAGGAGACGUAUGCCUCUGAGUGGACCCGGCACAGAGAACUCCCCACUGUAA
Oncorhynchus gorbuscha (pink salmon) is the source of this 2159-nucleotide messenger RNA. Its product is annotated as eomesodermin-like. The transcript has 6 exons. Gene Ontology annotation, biological process: regulation of transcription by RNA polymerase II; positive regulation of DNA-templated transcription; CD8-positive, alpha-beta T cell differentiation involved in immune response. The record is from RefSeq and is a predicted model, not a curated record. Gene Ontology annotation, molecular function: RNA polymerase II cis-regulatory region sequence-specific DNA binding; DNA-binding transcription factor activity, RNA polymerase II-specific. Bases 495 to 2159 code for a protein of 554 amino acids. Lineage: Eukaryota; Metazoa; Chordata; Actinopteri; Salmoniformes; Salmonidae. Gene Ontology annotation, cellular component: nucleus.